Myodes glareolus (Bank vole) is the source of this 2375-nucleotide messenger RNA. RefSeq names its product pre-mRNA processing factor 38A (gene Prpf38a). NCBI's taxonomy places the organism in Eukaryota, Metazoa, Chordata, Mammalia, Rodentia, Cricetidae. The record is from RefSeq and is a predicted model, not a curated record.
GACGCCAGCCGUGCGCAGUCCCGGGGAAUUGUUCUGCGUCGCAGUUUCCGGCUCCAAGUUGUUCGCUUUCUGCUGUUAGAAAGGCUUCCCCAGACGCCGGACGUCUUUUUUGCAAACUGGAUGUGACGUGUUGAAGAAGCCGACGGAAAUAGAAUUGAAAGCGUUCUAAAAUGGCGAACCGUACGGUCAAGGAUGCGCACAGCAUCCAUGGCACCAACCCUCAGUAUCUGGUGGAGAAGAUCAUUCGGACGCGAAUCUAUGAAUCAAAGUACUGGAAAGAAGAGUGCUUUGGACUUACGGCUGAACUUGUAGUCGACAAAGCCAUGGAGUUAAGGUUUGUGGGUGGUGUCUACGGUGGAAACAUAAAGCCAACUCCUUUCCUCUGUUUAACCUUGAAGAUGCUUCAGAUUCAGCCUGAGAAAGACAUCAUUGUUGAGUUCAUAAAAAAUGAAGAUUUCAAGUAUGUCCGGAUGUUGGGGGCACUUUACAUGAGGCUGACAGGAACUGCAAUUGAUUGCUACAAGUACUUGGAGCCUUUAUACAAUGACUAUCGCAAAAUCAAAAGCCAGAACCGAAAUGGGGAGUUUGAACUGAUGCACGUGGAUGAGUUCAUCGAUGAACUUCUGCACAGUGAGAGAGUCUGUGAUAUCAUUUUGCCCCGGCUACAGAAACGCUAUGUACUGGAGGAAGCCGAGCAACUGGAGCCUCGAGUGAGUGCUCUAGAAGAGGACAUGGAUGACGUAGAGUCCAGUGAAGAGGAGGAAGAGGAAGAUGAGAAGCUGGAAAGGGUACCAUCACCUGAUCACCGACGAAGAAGCUACCGGGACUUGGACAAGCCACGGCGCUCUCCUGCACUGCGCUACAGGAGAAGUCGGAGUCGGUCUCCCAGGAGGCGAAGUAGAUCCCCCAAAAGGAGAAGCCCUUCUCCCCGCCGAGAAAGACAUAGGAGCAAGAGUCCACGACGCCAUCGAAGCAGGUCCCGAGACAGACGACACAGAUCCCGCUCUAAAUCCCCAGGUCACCACCGUAGUCACAGACAUAGGAGUCACUCAAAGUCUCCUGAAAGGUCUAAGAAAAGCCACAAGAAGAGCCGGAGAGGAAAUGAGUAAUGGAUGCAUUUUGAUUUUAGUCUAGAUGGCCUCCUGUGAAUAUGAGAAUAUCUGUUAAAGUGAAAUGUUCAAGAUCAGGCAGCUACGAGUAUUGGGGUUUUUAAAAAUCAAGUUCUUGUUUGUUUUGUUUUUAUUUUAAUAUUACAGAGGUGCUAAGUUUUGUAUCUCUUUGAAUUAUAAUCAGCAUCUUUGGAGGGUGUCUUUGACCAAAUCAAGGUCAGGUUUUGACCUAACCAACUUACCAAGGGUAGAGAGGACCCGGGAGUUGGGGGAGAUUCAGUACAAUGAAGAGAUGUAGUCACAUGGCGACCCUUCUUAUUUGUAAUUAAACCUGACACAGUUGUCAUUUAUCUCUAGUUUCUCUAUGACACCCUAGAAUGCAGUGGUUUAUGCUGCUGUGACCCACUAGUGAAGCAUAGCACUUCUCACUGACUACAGACAGCAGCAGAAACAAACACAAACACACAGUUACUAGUUAGUGGUUUUGUAAGAACGGAACACAUUCAAACGUGAAGGUUUUUCUGGAAUUUUUUUUAAUUCAGUUUCAUUAAACAAUUCAACAUGAUUGCAAUUAACAUCCUUUAUACAAGCCAGGUAUGGUGGUUCAUACCUGUAAUCUCAACACAGGCUGAAGCAGAAUACUGUGAGUUUUUACCUAGGUUGCUUUUAGUGGGUAUGAAGUGAGAGGGUUGUGAUGGUAAUGAAAAUGACACAUUCUGUUUAAGACAGCUGCAGUAUUUCUACAUGGAUAGAAAGAGAGACUAGUAGGGUUCAGCGUGAUGAUCUAGGCCAGAACUGACAAUUGUCAAAGACAUUUAGAUUCCCAGGGAGUAUCAGUAGAUUUAAAAACAGCAGCAGCACCACAGGCAAUGCCAACAACUGUGACUAGUAAUACAGGUCACCUAGUAAAUACUGGAAUGAGCCAUUCACAAAGGUAGAAUCAGUAUGUCAAGGACACUGAAGGGUCUGAAGAUAUAGAAGCAAAAUAAAAGCUUUACUAAGUCCAUAGGCUUAAUACUGAUACUAUAGAGUAUUAUGGUCUUAACUAAAACAAUUCCUUCUGCCUGUACUUACCUUUCCUCCUUUAAGAGGGUAGAAAUGACUGACUUCUUGUCAGUAUAAUCCUAGGAAGAACUGUAAAGACCAGCUGCCUUAGAGGAACCAGCUUCUCAGGAAGUCAUAUCUGGUCCUAGGAUAAGCAUUUCUAUUGUUUGCUGUUGAUUGGGGAACUUCUGUAGCAAUAUUAAAGCAUUUCUUUUAUUUGCA